AUGCUCAACAAUCUCGGCACCCGACUGUUCAAAUCGGUGACCGAUAAGGCUGGCGAUCUGGGUGACAAGUUUGAAGAGGAGUUCUCACGCCUUUCUUUUAAUAUUACCACCGAAGUCGAUUCAAUUGUCACUGAAGCCAUCUCACUCUCCUCUUAUAUCAAAGUGGCUCUUGUUAUCCUCUCGAUUCUUCUCAUCCUCCUUAUCAUCCGUUACUCUGCCUAUGGAAUCCGUUGUAUGUUCUUCAAAGCCAGGGAUUGGAUCCACUCGAUGGAGGAGAAGCCGGCGCCACAGGUGAUUCUUCUGAUGCCGACGGAGGAUGGAAAGUAUCGGAAGAGUUCGAAGGUGUACACGGAUGAGCAGACAAGACAGAUGUUGGACAAGUUGAGAGAUGAUUCCAUCGAGUUGUUCAACAAUGAAACGAAGAGAUCCAAUAGCAUUGAAUCACGAAGAAACCGACCACCUAGACUCUCCGAACGCGCCGCAUACAAGAAUUGGAAAGUUCCGGAAGAAGCAGUAUAA
Messenger RNA from Caenorhabditis remanei, 519 nucleotides. RefSeq lists its product as uncharacterized. Lineage: Eukaryota; Metazoa; Nematoda; Chromadorea; Rhabditida; Rhabditidae. The transcript is spliced from 4 exons. The record is from RefSeq and is a predicted model, not a curated record. The coding region runs from base 1 to 519 and encodes 172 amino acids.